UUCGAAUUUAUUAAUUCUUGAAAAAAGAAAGAGUGAGAUUUUCUUUUUCUUGUGCGAAAAUUAAAGUCUUAUAAACGAAAAGCAUAGUAUUUUCUUUAACCAAACAGAUCACAGACCCUUUCUCUCUCUCUCUUCUCUCUCGAUCGACACUAAAGUUUUAAAGAAUGGGGUCUAGUUCUGAAACCAAACAGAACAGCCUUUUGAGCUCUGAACCUGGCAUUCAAAGAACCCAGUAUCCAUAUGUGACUGGGUCAUCUGUUGUUGCUUUGAAAUAUAAAGAUGGGAUUUUAAUGGCUGCUGAUAUGGGAGGUUCUUAUGGGUCCACGCUGCGAUACAAGAGUGUGGAGAGAAUUAAGCCUGUUGGGAAGCAUUCUCUUAUUGGUGCUAGUGGAGAAAUAAGUGAUUUUCAGGAGAUUAUGCGUUAUCUUGAUGAGCAAGUCUUGAAUGACAAUAUGUGGGAUGAUGGAAACUCUUUGGGGCCUAAAGAGAUUCACAGCUAUUUGACCCGAGUUAUGUAUAAUAGGCGUAACAAGUUUGACCCGCUUUGGAAUACACUUCUUCUUGGUGGUGUGAAAAAAGGACAAAAAUUUCUUGGCAUGGUCACUAUGAUAGGAGUAAACUUUGAGGAGAAUCAUGUAGCAACUGGAUUUGGAAAUCACAUGGCACAGCCAAUACUUCGUUCUGAGUGGCAUGAGAACUUGACCUUUGAAGAAGGUGUUGCAUUACUGGAGAAAUGUAUGCGAGUACUUCUGUAUCGUGAUAGGUCUGCUGUGAACAAGUUUCAGAUAGCUAAGAUUACUGAAGAAGGUGUAACAAUUUCACAGCCUUACGCAUUGAAGACGUUCUGGGGAUUCAAGGCAUUUGAGAAUCCAACUGCUGGUGCCGAGGGAUCAUGGUAGUCAUCCAGGAAGGAGCCACUUCGGAAAUCUGUACCCAGUCAUUUACAAAUGGGACCAAACGAACAUGACGAGUUGGAAGUUAUUGAAAGUCCUUUGAUUUUUUAGUUAAUGUUUAAAACCAUGGCUUGUUAGCUUGGCUUGAUCUAAGCCACAUCACAAAUUCUGGAUUAGAGUUGGUGGUUGGCUCGUGAGGAAAAGGGAUUUUUUGAAAUCAUUUGAACCAUAAAUAAUUAAUCUUCGUGUA
Messenger RNA from Populus trichocarpa (black cottonwood), 1143 nucleotides. Its product is annotated as proteasome subunit beta type-4. The record is from RefSeq and is a predicted model, not a curated record. Gene Ontology annotation, cellular component: proteasome core complex, beta-subunit complex; proteasome core complex; nucleus. The transcript is spliced from 7 exons. The coding region runs from base 165 to 899 and encodes 244 amino acids. NCBI's taxonomy places the organism in Eukaryota, Viridiplantae, Streptophyta, Magnoliopsida, Malpighiales, Salicaceae.